AUGGCGGACAACGGCUACGGCUCCCGAGAGAACCUCCGUCGACGUUCUGCUGCUCAGAGCGUCGAAUCGGACACACCCGCUGCGGCUGGCUUCUACCAACCCGGUCAACCCAUCGGUUUCAUUCGCGCUCGCGGCAGCCCUUACGAGAAAAAAUACUUCUCCAGGAAACUUGGCUACUGCUGUCUCUUUCUCGCUCCCGGUGUCCUGCUCGUCGUCCUCGCCAUCACGCUGCUGCCCGUACUCUACGCUGUCGCCAACCACGCUCUUCACACAGCCGUGCUUCACGUAGACCAGUCCAACAUUACCUCCCCCGGCAACACAUCCUUCCCGCUCACCCUCGAAGGUCAGACCAAGAAGGUCGGCAUCUUCCCUGCCCAUCUCUUCUUUCGUGAGCCCGUUCAGGUCUACUGGGUCCUGCCACCUCAACCUGGCCAAGUCGCUUCGCCAGAGACCUUGACCGAGGUCAAUCUGGGCCAGUUCCGUCUCGACUACAUUGGUGCCGCGGCAGGUCACGCACGCAUCAAGCAGGCCACCAACUUUGAGAUCAACGACGUCGAAGGCUUCAGCGAGUUUGCCAAGUUCCUCAUCUCUCAACCUGAAUUCACAUGGAAGCUCAAUUGCUCCAGCGUGCAUGCAGAGGCCUUCUCGUUUUUACCCACCUACAAGAAUCUUGUCUUCAACAAGCACAUCAUCAUCAAAGGUUUCAACAACUUUGAAGAUGUCGAGAUUCUUGACUUCCAGCUUCCCGGCGAUGACCCUGCAGGUGGUAUCUCGGUCUCAGUCACCACUUCCCUUGUCAAUCCCUCGCCAUUCGGUGUUCAGCUUGGCACGCUCAACCUUGGUCUCUACUACCAAGGCCUGUACCUCGGUCCUGCUACGACUUCCAACCUCAAUGUCUCUUCAGGUCGCAACGUCAUCACCCUCAGCGGUCGACUUAUACCCCACAACGACAACGCCACCGCACUCGACUUGCUCGGAAAGCUCUUCACCGGCUACAUUAACGGAGAAAGUUUGCCCGUACAGGCGCGCGGUAGCUCGGUUCAACAGGCUAACGGCGACUACGUUGGCUGGCUCAGCACCGGUAUCACUGCUCUCGAGCUCGCCGUACCUCUUAAGGCCCCCCAGCCCAUCAACCCGAUCAAGAGCAUCAGCAUCGGCUCGCUUGCUCUCGUCUACACACCCGAGACCGCUUAUGAACCAACCGCCUUCUCGAGCGCGCUCUCGGCCGUGCUCGGUCUGCCCUUUGGUUUCUCGCUCUCCAUCGUCAACACGGCCAACACCUUCACGAUCCUCUUCCAGGGUGCGCAAGUGGCUACCAUCAACUCUGCCUACUCCAACACCACCACCCAGCUCUCGCUCGUUAGCGCUGGCCAGACUGCAGGUACGCUCGACCUCACCCUCCCUCCUUCGACGCUGACGCUCGCCAACAACACCGCUGCUGCACGCAAGGAGCUCGAGAACUUCCAGACCUACCUUACCCUCAGCAACGGAACCGAGAUUCGUCUACAGGGCGCCGCCAAGGCUAUCACCGACACUCCUCUGGGUCGUGUCUUGCUCGAUGGCAUCGAUUAUGGCAUCGUCUUUGAUGUCGACAGCGGUCUUUUGGGUCUCCAGGGCCUCAGUGCCUAUCCCACGCUCAUCACCAGCGUUGAUGUCACCGGUGGUACGAGCGAAGGCAUCAACCUCGCCGUCGGCACCACGCUCGUCAACCCUUCCAACUUGAAUCUCACCAUCGGCGACAGCUCGUUCCAGCUGGUCAACCGCGAUGUCCUUGGUACCGUCACCAUUCCGGGCCUCAACUUGAUGAGCGGAAGGAACGAUGUCAACGCCACUUCGGUCUUUAACCCCAACUCGAGUCCCUUCGGUCUCGAGACGCUCAACCGUUUCAUCUCGGGUCAGGACACUGAGCUGGGCAUCAAUGGGUUUUCGGGCUCAACCGCCGUCUCGUCGCUGCUUCCUGCCCUUUCACAGAUUCGUCUCAAGUCGACGCUGCCAGGUCUCAAGGCAUCGCUUGUGCGCUCCGCCAACCUGACCGUCUUGGACACUACCGGCGUCACCAACAACCUGGCCGACUCCACCGUCUAUCUCAACAACCCCUUCUCCUCGCCGCUCACCAUCACGCGCAUUCGCUCCAACGUCACAUCGCAUGGUAUCUUUGUGGCGAGCAUCGACACCCCGCUCAACUUUGUCGCUCAGGGCCGUUCCGUGACCCAGUCGCCUCCUGUUUCGCUUGGCCUCAACCUCUACCCGCCCGACAUUUUCGCGCUUGUACGUGCACUUGCCGUGCAGAGUGGUCAGGACCCUGCCUACAUUGACGGUGUCGUUCAGCUCGGUGGCUACACGCUAACACCCACUACGUCGGCCAACACACGCCGUUCGCUCAGCUCGGAUGACACCGAGGCCAGCUACGACUACGAGGACGACAACGAGCUGGCCCACGCCAUGAUGGACGGCGUCAACAACGCCGAGACGCUCGCUCAUGUCGCUGAUUGGGCUGAGCGCGACCAGACCAACGCCGUUGGCGAGUCGGGCGAGCUCAAGAAGCGAGCCAACCUCUACACAGGCUUCGAUCUGCCCACCUACAUCGACCGCGCCUUCAAGUCUGCCACGGCCAAUCUCGAGAUCGUCUCGGAUGCCAACAUCGGCGACUAUUCCACCACGCUCACUUUUGCUCAGCAGAACGUACCGCUCGGUACCGACGUCACGCUUAACAAACUUCUGCCUGUCCUCGCUGGCCCCAUUGUGCAAAAGAUUGUCGACAACGCCAUCCUCAACAUUGACCGAGUCACGAUUCUCAACCCUCAACAGAACAGUUUCCAGACUGCUCUACAGGGCACCAUCACCAACUCGGGUCCGUUUGACGCAACCAUUUCGUUCACAAAUGGUCUCGACGUCACCUGGAACGGCCGACUCCUUGGUAAGAUUGCCAUGCCCAAUGUGACGCUCGCCGGUGACGUCGGUGCUACGCUCGAGAUCCUGGCUCAGUUUGUUGUUGCCGAUGUUGGCUACCUCACCGAAUUCACCCGAUACCUGCUCACCGAGCAGAGCUUCGUGUGGAACAUUGCCGGCAACGGUCUCAGCGUUGCAGCGCUCGGCAUUCAGGUCAACGACAUCAACAUCUCCAAGAACGUCAUCCUUAGCGCUUUCAAUGGUCUCAGGGAUAGCGUCAUCAUCAACUCGUUCGAUCUGCCUUCCAACGACCCGGCCGGUGGUAUCCACCUCACCGCCGCCACCACCAUCUACAACCCGUCGCAGGUCGGCGUCCAGCUUUCUCGCUUCGGUGUCAACCUGAAUCGCAACGAAACCUUCAUUGGUCCCUCAGCUGCGCAGGACGAGUUUGUGCUGCAGGCGCUUGCUGUCACCACGCUGCCGCUCGUUGGUCGAUUGGUGCCGCAGAGCUCUGAACAGGGUCUUGCUGUGGUCUCGGAGAUCUUCACACGCUUCGUGGCCGACCUCAACACGGACGUCAUGGUUUUGGGUGACUAUGCCGGUCCCGAGAGUGUCAGCUGGCUCAACGAUGGUAUCAAGUCGCUUGCCGUCCGAGUUUCACUGCCUUCGCAGAAAUUCACCGUCAUCCGAACCAUCUCGAUCAAUCAGAUUUCACUCUUCUUUACGACGCAAACUGCUUGGAACCCACCCACGAGCUCCAACAACACACAGUCCGAAUUCUUCCUUCCCUUCGCCUUCCCUCUGGAUAUUCAGCAGGUCGGUGGUGGCUUCAUUGCCGGCUACCAGGGUCAGAAUAUGGCCCUGCUCGACAUUCCGCUCUCGCCCUCGAUCACCGAUGUCACCGCACGAAUCCUGACGCUUAUGUUUAGCAACGUGCCCUUCUCGGUCUACGGCAACCAGCACCCGAGGUUCUCGCAAUUCCUUGCUGAUACCACGGCCAACAACCAGGUCACCUUUAACCUGAAUGGUAUCGCCAACACCAGGGCCAACACUGCCGUCGGUUUGCUAUCCAUCAAUAACAUUCCGUUCAACGUCGACACGAACUUGUUGGGUCUGCAGAACCUCAACGCUCGUCCUGCCAUUGUUUCCAACCUGGACGUGUUCCGCGGCUUCCCGUCGUACCUCCAGAUCAAUGUCGACACGACGCUCUUCAACCCUUCGCACAUCACGAUCGGUACAGGCGACGUUUCCUUUGACGUUAUCUUCUUGGGCCGCAAGAUCGGUACCGCUGUCAUCAAGGGUCUUGUGCUUGUUCCUGGUAUCAACAUUGUUCCUACCGAGGUGCGCUACUCGCCGCAGGGUGCCGAGAACACACGCGCUGGCCAGACGUUGCUCGAGAACUAUGUGCAGGGCAUCGUUUCGAACACCAUCAUCCAGGGUACCCGAGACACGACGCCCAUCGAGUCGUUGAAGCAGGCGCUCUCCGGAAUCCGUCUGAACGCCGACAUCCCGCCGCUCACGCAACUUCUUAUCACGAGGGCCAGGCUCACGAUCCCGCCCAAUAUUGCACAGACCAGUAUCGCGCAGGUCAACUUCGAUCUGCGCAACCCCUUCACGGCAUCCAUCAACCUGCUCAGGGUUAAAGCUGGCGCUUCAUACCAGAACAUCACACUCGGCGAGAUCAACCAGGAUCUGUCGAGCAAUCCGAUCCGCGCACCUGGUCACACGACCAUCACAUCGCGCUUCCUGCCCUUCAACUUUAACCUGGACCCCAAGAACCUCAUCCGCUUUGUGCAGGCGGCUGCUGCCGCGACGGGUACCGAUCUUGGUCCUCUGCCGCCGCUGUUCGCCCAGGUGCUGGCUCAGGAGUCUACACAGACAACCGUCAGCCCAUAUCCCGACUUCAACCCUCCCAACUGUGUGUCUGGCCGCCAGUUCGAUGUGCUUGACGCCAUUCUGCGUACGCUGCAGGGUCUCACCACCCGACUGGAUGUGCAGUCGGGCGUCAGACUGGACGAGUACUUCACCAACCUCAACUUUGUGCAGCAGCCUGUGCCUACCGAAACGGAUCGCACGGCGCUCUACCUGCUCGGUCCUGCGGGUGCGCCGAUUGUGCAGAACAUUGUGGACCAGGCUGUUCUCAAGGUCGACAUCGCAAACAUCACCAGCGUCACCAACACUGGCUUUGAUGUGUCACUCGCUGGCUCGCUCACCAACACGGGUCCGUUCGAUGCGUUGAUUGAGUUCACCGGGCCGCUCACGGUCACGUGGCAGGGCAGGAACAUCGCCCAGCUCACGCUGCCGCCCAUCUGUGCGCUCGCCAAUGAAGGUGUACCCGAGCUGAGGACGAGCGGUCGCCUUACCAUCACCGACCUCCGCGGCUUCACCGACUUCGCGACGUUCAUCUUGCACAACCCGUCGUUCCAGUGGACCGUGUCGUCGAACAAGGUCACCGUGCGUGCGCUGCAGAUCAUCUACAGCAACGUCAUCCUGUCGAAGAACAUCGACUUUUUGGCAUUCAACAACCUGCCCAACGUCACAACGAGCAACUUUGACGUCUACGGCGAGACGAGCAACACGCUGCUCAUCCGUACCAACGCUGCGAUCCCGAGUCCUGCCACGCUCGGAAUUCAGCUGGAUACAGCCAACUUUGAGAUCUUCUUCAUGGGCACCGACAUCGGUCCGGUGCAUUCGAGCAACCUCUUCCUCGCUGCACUCUCCAUCACCGACACGGUGCUCGAGGGUGCGAUCACCGCCAAGUCUGGACGCGAUCUGCAGAACACGGGUAUCCUGUUCACCAACUUUUUGCAGGGCAAAACACAGAUCCUUCAGACCACGGGUGUCUCGGUCGUCACCCAGGCCAACGGCAAUCAGCCCGUCAAUUGGCUCAGUGCCGCGUUCCGCACGCUCACAAUUGACGUGACGCUUCCCGGUAAAAUCUACCAGAUCAUCUUCUCGAUCACCUUGUCAGAUCUUACCGUGUUCGUCAACGGCAACCCGGCGGAUUCGUACACGGUGCCUUCGAGUUCGAACUCGACCAUUGCCACGUUUGCGAAUCCGUUCACGUUCGGCCUGCAGCCGAUCCAGGCGUCGCCGCACAUCAACCUGUCGUACUCUGGCGGCAAUACGGCGUACCUGGACCUGCCGUUGGCCAAUGUGCAGGCGGGCACGUCGCGCGGACCGCAGGACUUCCAGGCGCUGCAGCUCAUGUGGCGCAGGCAGGACAUUGUGGCCGUCGACCGUCCCAACUUCCAGGCAUUCUUUGCGCAGCUGACCGAUACGCCGCGAGGUACGUUCGACCUUCGCGGUGGUACGGAUGUGGUGGCCAGAACGGUGAUCGGCAACAUUCCGAUCGGAGGCAUUCCGUUCAACGUGACCACAUCACUCGCCGGUAUCAACAGCUUCAACGGUGUCACGACGCUUUCAGAUGUAACGGUUAGCAGUGGUACUGCGGCGUUCCUGUGGGUGCCGCUCAAGGUGACGCUCGAGAACCCGUCGAACUUGACUGUGUUCACCAACGAGGUGUUCCUUCCGGUGCUCUUCUCCGGCGUGGUGGUGGGACGAGCCGAGAUCACGGUGCUGGGACUGAUUCCCGGAAGCAACUUGGUGCAAUCGUACUUCUACUACGCGCCCGCCAACGCCAACGAUACGACGGCGCAGCAGCUGCUCAACCGGUAUGUGCAGCCAUCGCUGUCGGAUGGCACCUCGCGUCAGGAUGCGCCGCUGGUCAUCGACGGCACGCAGGGACCUCAGACCAAUCUGACGCCGUACGAUUCGUUGCGACCUGCUCUUGCUGGUGUCAGGCUGACGACCACGCUCGAGGGUAUCGCUUCGCGUAUCGUGACGCACAUCAAUGUCUACCUGACUGCCAAGACGCUGCUCACGGGACUGCCCAACUUACUCGGUCUUCCCGGUGCGCCGAAUCCCGUGGUCGAGAUCGAUUUGACGGCGCAGAACCAGUUGCAAACCAACCUGUACAUUGUCGCUCUGCAGACGUCGGCCAAGAUCGCAGGCUCGACGCCCAGAGAUGCGUCCAACCCGGACGCAAUGGUGUCGUACACGUUCCCGUCGCCAUUCGGAGUCAACGCUGGUGGAUCGGCUACGUCGCCUAGGGUGCCUGAUGUGGUGUUGCCCAAGGGUCUGCUUCAAUCGCUGCCGGUGAUUGGUAAGGAUCUGGAUAUCUACAACCGAAUCCCGGUUCGACUGGGACCCUCGGUUGGCGACAGCUACUUGGCGCCUGCUCUCGAGUACAACGAGCUGAACAUUAAGACCGACUACUUUAUCGACUUGGGUCUGGGUAUCAUCCCACUUAACCCAGUCGAGACGAUCGCGGAACUGCUGGGACAGAUCAUCAAUACGGGUGCGGAUCUGACCAAUAUCUUGGGUGGUCUGUUGGGCAAUUUGGCGCAGGGCAAUGUGGUUGGUGGUCUGGAUACUGCGGCCAAGGGGCUGCUGUGUACGUUGACGAAUGCGACCAAGGGGUUGGGAUUGGGAAUUCUGAAUCCGAUUCAGCAGGCGGCGAGUUGUCCCGGUGCUGCGUCGUCGACGAGUGGCAGUGCUUCGUCGAGCAAUGCUGCGUCUGCAGCAGCAGCAGCUUUGUCGUCCGUGACGGGCGCGGUUGGCUCGGGCGCUGCGGCUGGAGCAAGCGCUGCGAAUUCAGGUGCCAGUGCUGCUGCCGCCGGUCUCAGCAAUGCGGUCAGCGGCCUCACCGCUGGGGUCGCUGGCGUUCUCGGUGGUACUGCCAACUCGCCCGCUGCUGCAACCUCGCCCGCCGCCGCUGCGGCGGCUGCGCCAACUUCGUCCUCCGCUGCUCCUCUCCUAGGCUUGGCUACAGGCCUCGUCCGUCGUGCACAACCCACUCCUAUGCGCUUGCACUUGCUCUGA
Molecule: messenger RNA, 7773 nt
Organism: Mycosarcoma maydis (corn smut)
Lineage: Eukaryota; Fungi; Basidiomycota; Ustilaginomycetes; Ustilaginales
Exons: 3
Coding region: 1-7773 (2590 amino acids)
Cellular component (GO): fungal-type vacuole membrane
Source: RefSeq, a predicted model, not a curated record